UUAAACAAAGUAAUAUAGAUGCCCCUCAGUACAUCAAUCCUUUGUAUUAUGAAGACAGAUUUCGCUGAAAAUGUUUUUAACAAUAUUAUCUCCAAUUUUUUUUGCACAGUGACGGCGAUAAUCCGAAUCACACUGAAAAAAUGAUAAUGAAACUUUCGUAUUUUUAUGUCCUCUGUUGCGAAAAGUUGAUCUGUAAUCAAAUUGUUCUACAAACGUGAAAGAACCAAAACCAUACCAAACCUUUAUUAAAAACAAACUUCUGGUGACGAAUAUUACAGUAAAAUAUACUUGAACUAGGGCAGCUGGGAAGCUUUUUAAGAGCUACACUUAAAAAACCCCAAAUUUCAAAGCAAAUAUUUUCUAAAAUUUAUUGCAUAACUCUUGUUGGCCAUGAAACUAGCACGCUGUUGCAACUCAAUCUUCAAAGCAGCCCUGCACACAAAUUCUGUGAAUGACAUUCAAUGCAGCGCGCGCUCAAACAAGUGUCAAAACAAACGAAAUCAUUUGUUUGGAAUCGAAAGCAACGAUUUUAGCACCAAGUAUUGCGGAAUCGAAAUACAAACUGCAGUAUCGAUAAUGUCCGUUGCUACCAAGUGGCGGUCAUUACUGUGUGACUUUAAUCAGCUACAACUGAAGGCUACUCUGCUAGGUGGACAAAGUUUUCGUUGGAAAAACCACAAAUCUCUUGGUUCGGAUCAGAACGAGAAUGAAUUUAUAGGUGUGUUUGCAAACAUUGUAUGGAUACUGCGCCAGACGGAACAAGAAUUGCAAUACCGUAUCGUGGGUGAACAAUCUUAUCCCAAUGGAGCAAACAAGGAUGUAACGAAAUCCCCAUCCGUCUACGAGCCAAACACCGCCGUGAGUAAUCUAGCGCAGGUGCGCCUGAAGGUGGUAGAGCCGGUAGAAUAUGCAACCGGAGGUGACUUAUUGUACCCGGCGUCGUACUACGAGCAGUUGCUACGCAUCUACUUCCGCCUGGAUGUAGAUCUCGAACAACAUUACCAGCAGUGGAUCAAAUGCCACGAACACUUUGCAAACAGUGCCACCAAAUUCUAUGCCGUUCGGCAACUCGAUCAAGACCCAGUAGAGAACUUGUUCUGUUUUAUCUGCUCUCAAAACAAUCACAUCGCACGAAUUUCCGAUAUGGUCGAAAAGCUUUGUCGCAACUAUGGGGAAAAAAUAUGCGAAUAUGAAGGCACAUGCUAUUACAAUUUUCCCUCGGUAGCUGCACUGGCCGAUGCUUCUGUAGAGGCAAAACUACGCGAACUUGGUUUCGGCUACCGGGCAAAGUACAUUCAACGGUCUGCUGACAAAAUUUUGCACCUAGGCGAUCUCGAUUGGUUUCGACAGCUCUGUCAGUUAGAUUAUAAAGCCGCUCACAAGGAGCUACUAUCGCUUCCCGGUAUUGGACCGAAAGUGGCCGACUGUAUCUGUUUGAUGUCGCUCGGACAUUUGCAGGCUAUACCCGUCGAUACGCACGUAUUUCAGCUGGCAAAACAUUACCUACCGUCGCUGGCUAAAUCACAAAAUGUUACUGAUCGACAGUACGUAACAGUGGCCGACAAGUUCCGUGAGAUCUAUGGAGAGUAUGCGGGCUGGGCACAGACGGUACUGUUUUGUUCUGAUUUGCGCCAGUUCAGACAACGUACCGAUUCGGAUGUUCAAGAAAAUUCUGACAAACCAAGAAAAAAACAGAAGAAAAAAGUAUAAGAAAAAAAUAAACGCUCUUAUUU
Messenger RNA from Anopheles funestus (African malaria mosquito), 1733 nucleotides. It is a transcript of the gene Ogg1, whose product is annotated as N-glycosylase/DNA lyase. Gene Ontology annotation, biological process: base-excision repair; nucleotide-excision repair; base-excision repair, AP site formation. Gene Ontology annotation, molecular function: damaged DNA binding; 8-oxo-7,8-dihydroguanine DNA N-glycosylase activity. The transcript is spliced from 3 exons. Bases 391 to 1710 code for a protein of 439 amino acids. NCBI's taxonomy places the organism in Eukaryota, Metazoa, Arthropoda, Insecta, Diptera, Culicidae. Gene Ontology annotation, cellular component: nucleus. The record is from RefSeq and is a predicted model, not a curated record.